CUUUAAAGUCUAAACGUACGCUGCGCCUACUUUACUACGAACGCCUAUUGAGUGAGAGAUCGACAAAGUAAAAAGAUCAAGUGAUGUAAAACACGAGAGAGAGAGUGAAGGUAGGGAUAGCUAGGACUUCAUCGAUGUUGGAAGUUUGGAGCUGUAUGAGUUUGUGAAAGAAGAUCUGUUCACACCGGUGAUCCAACACAACACAUACACUGUACAUGCUGAUACAGAAUGCCCAGCUUUGAGAUACUGCCCUGACUUCAAGUAGGUGGUGCUGUCCAAGUUACCAAGAAGCUGAACACAUAAAAAGUAUCCAGUCCUGUGUUAAGACACUCCAAUAACUUAACUUUAAUCUGUUGUAAAGUGCCAGGAAACAGAAAGCUGGACUAAAAACAAAAAAGCUUACAUGUACAUGUAGCCAAUUGGUUGAAUAGUGGAAGUGGAAGAAGUAAGCUACACUUUACAAAUCAGCAGUUCGAUUGCCAAUUUGACUGGACCUUACUGAUCAAGAGACUCACACUUUGGAACACAAGAUGAGCAAAAGAGUGAACACGACGGCUUCGGCAAGGCUAAAGCAGGACUACAUGAGACUCAAGAAAGAUCCUGUCCCUUACGUUACAGCCGAGCCUUUGCCAUCAAAUAUCCUGGAAUGGCAUUAUGUUGUACGAGGCCCCAAGGAAACUCCUUACGAGGGAGGACUAUACCAUGGAAAGCUGGUGUUUCCCAGGGAAUUCCCCUUCAAACCUCCUAGCAUUUACAUGACCACACCCAACGGAAGGUUCAAGACCAAUACAAGGUUAUGUCUGUCUAUUAGUGAUUUUCAUCCCGACACUUGGAAUCCAGCCUGGUCUGUAUCCACCAUCCUAACCGGUUUACUCAGCUUCAUGGUCGAAAAGAACCCGACAUGGGGCAGCAUAGAAACAACAGACUUUGUUAAAAGGCAAUUUGCUCAUGAUAGCGGAGCCUUCAAUAUAAAAAAUUCAACAUUUUUAGAGCUCUUCCCAGACACCGCAAAGGAGAUAAGGCAGAGAAUAAAGAAAGAAGAAGAGGAUCUCAAACAGCGGUCCGAAUCCAACGCCAACAGGUCCCCGGACCACAGUCAGAUGAGGACAAGGACGAAUAACUUUAACGCCCCCGCGGAACGACCCGCUGGGAUCGUCGGUAGCACCAUGGCCAACGUGCUCGUUAUCGUGGGCUUUGCUGCGUUUGCAUGGACAGUCAAAUAUGUACUGCGUAGCAUAGCCAACACAGACUGAUAGGGAACAUGGAAUUUUGCAACGGACAUUUAAUUUGUAAGCGAAGCUGGUGGAAUUUUGAGAGGGGUAUUUGUAACAAGGACAGAGCUUUAUUCACAAACGUGUCCUAGGUACAAGUUCCCUGACAUCCCACUGAAAUGUGUGCAUUAAAAUCUGAAUGCGUUUCAGUGGGAUAUUUAUGGUUAACGUCCUGUAGCAAGAUAUCAGUCUACAUUUGCCACACUUGUCUCAGAUGAAGUAAAUGGGUAGCAGUAGGAAGUAAUUCCUUGAAUGCUACAGCCAAGAAAAGUAAUCUACAGGUCUUUAGAAGCCCAAAGACAUUGAUGAAAAUGUGUGAUAUGUGAAGAUAAUUACAAGAAGUGAACAUACUUGUAGUUACUAUGAAUCAUUAAUUUCAUUGUAAGUAUGCCAGGUAUUUGGUGUAAUAGAUUAUUCAUCAUCUUCACUACAGACAGUCAUGGUUGUUUUGAUAACCGUAGAGAAGUGGUCUCGUAACUGGGAGGUCAUUGGUUCGCAAUCAAGUCAAUAUGCUCAUGCCCUUUGGUAUUAAGGCAUUAAUCUGUAUUACUGAGUCCCUCAGAAAGGACCUAAAGCCAUCUGUCCAUUUGCUACUUACAUACAAACAUACAAAUGCUUUCUAUCAGUCUCAUGACAAUUUAUAGAGAAUGAAUUUGGGCUACUAUUUGAUAUGAAGGGAAUCCAUGCAGAUGGUCCAAUCUGACACUUGCUUUAUUGUCAUCUGUUCUUACUAUCUUUGCUCCAGUGAUAUUUACUUUGAUGACAUUUGGUCAGGGAUUUAUUUCUUCAAAAUUGUUUGGUUAGGGUUAGGUUUAAAGCUAGGUGUAGUGCUAUGUCCAGGGAUGCAUUUGGUUAUGACAAGCAAAUUGACUGUGGGCAAGUAUUGUGAAGUGAAUCCUCUUCCAGAAAGUGCCAAGCAGAUAACCUGACAGUCUGACACUUGCCUUUUUGCCAUCUGUUCUUACAAUAUUUGGUCUGGCGACAUUUGGUUCGGUGAUAGUUGGUCAGGGCUUUAUUUCUUCAGUUAUUUUGGGUUAGGGUUAGGUUUCAGGUUAGGUGUAGUGUUUGGUGCGGGUUGAAGUUGGUGUAAGGAAUAGUUAGCCGAGCAAUGAUAGCCGGAGCAUGUGUCAAUGAACAGUCGUGCAAAGGCCUACAGUAAACGACUAAAUUAUUCAUACCCUUACCAAUUUUUUGUUUUUAAGUAUGUGGAAAAUUGAUUUAUCCCGAUUUGUGUUUCUUGAGAAUGUGACGUAUUGAAGCUAACAUUGAAAAGUAUUCAUCAAAGGCCCUAAUUCAACCAGUCCACCUUUCAUUCCAGAGUUACAAAA
This is a messenger RNA of Strongylocentrotus purpuratus (purple sea urchin), 2599 nucleotides long. Its product is annotated as ubiquitin-conjugating enzyme E2 J2. Lineage: Eukaryota; Metazoa; Echinodermata; Echinoidea; Camarodonta; Strongylocentrotidae. The transcript has 6 exons. The record is from RefSeq and is a predicted model, not a curated record. Bases 531 to 1253 code for a protein of 240 amino acids.